Molecule: messenger RNA, 1197 nt
Organism: Myzus persicae (green peach aphid)
Lineage: Eukaryota; Metazoa; Arthropoda; Insecta; Hemiptera; Aphididae
Exons: 4
Coding region: 1-1197 (398 amino acids)
Source: RefSeq, a predicted model, not a curated record
AUGGAUACCAAAAUUAGGACAAGUAUGAACAAAAAAAAAAUUAUUGCUGCAGUUGGUCUAGUCGCUGUACAUAACUUUAUGUCUAAACGAAAAAAUAGAACAAAAUGGGUUAAGAAUUGGAUCGCCAAUAGAAAUAUAUUUGGUCAUAUGCCACUACUCCGUGAAUUGAAUGCCAACGAACCAAACGAUUUUACAAAUUAUUUAAGAAUGUCAGCAUCAGAUUUUAAUAAUUUAUUAGAUUUACUUCGACCACAUAUAUCUAAACAAGACACAGUAAUGAGACAAGCAAUACCAUCCGAAGAACGACUUAUAGCAACAUUAAGAUUUUUAGCCACUGGACGUUCGUAUGAAGAUUUGAAAUUCAGUACAGGAAUCGCAGCCCAAACAUUGGGUUAUAUAAUACCAGAAACCUGUAAAGCUAUAUUUGAUACACCACAAACAAGCAAAGAGUGGAAAGAAGUUGCUGAAGGAUUCAAAGAUCGUUGGCAAAUGAUUAACUGUGGGGGAUGCAUUGAUGGAAAACAUAUACGCAUAACUCAACCAGUCAAAUCUGGAGCUCUUUAUUAUAACUAUAAAAACUUUUACAGUGUAGUACUAAUGGCUGUCGUUAAUCAUAAUUAUGAAUUUAUUUAUGUUGAUGUGGGCAAACAGGGAAGAAUAUCUGAUGGUGGUGUUAUUCAAGCAACUUCAUUUCACAAUAGACUACAAAAUGGGAGUUUAAAUUUGCCAACAAAAAUUGAAUGCGAUGAAGGUUUAAAUUUUGUAUUUAUUGGAGAUGAAGCUUUUGCAUUGGAGGAACAUAUAUUAAAACCAUACCCGCAAAAGAACCUAGAUUACCAAAAACGAAUUUAUAAUUAUAGAUUGGCACGUGCAAGAAACGUUGUUGAAAAUGCAUUUGGAUUGAUAGCAAAUAGAUUUAGAAUUUUACUUACAAGUAUUAAUAUAAAUACAUAUGACAUCAACUACAUUGUUCUAGCAAUUUGUACUUUACACAAUUUUUUAAUGAAAAAUAGUUCUUCUUACAUAAAACAAACAUCCUUUGAUAGUGAAAAUGUUGAAACUCAUGAAAUAGAACCAGGUAGUGUAAAGAACAGUUCAGCCAUUGCAAAAAUUAACAGAGAUGAGUAUUUGAAAUUUUUUAAUGAAAAAGGUAAAAUAUCAUGGCAAGAUGAGAUGAUAAGAAGAGGAAAAGCAUGA